AUGCGCAGUGGUGAAGCCACACCGACAAGCAUCCAGGCUUCCGGUGUGGAUGGGGUUCCAGGUAUAUUUACUGAUGAGCAACAGUUGGGAUGGAAGAAGGUCGUGGAUGCGGUCCACCAGAAAGGUGGCUUGUUCGUCAUGCAGUGUAAGCUGCUUUCAAAAUCAGCACUCAAACCUCUGAUCGUUGUUAUUGAUAUCUCAUCGCUAGUAUGGCAUCAGGGGCGGAAUACGCACUCACUGCGCACGGGAAUUCACACCAUAUCAUCUUCUGCAGUUCCCAUCACCGACACCAAAUUUAACAAGGUUAUAGAUUGGGAAACACCAAAAGCAAUGACUCAAGACGACAUCAACAAAGUCAAGCUCGAGUACGUCCACGCCGCGAAGGCUGCUCGAGCAGCCGGCUUUGACGGCAUUGAGAUACAUGCAGCUAAUGGCAAUAUCAACCAUCGCACAGAUUCGUACGGUGGCUCCCCAGAGAACCGUUGUCGCUUCCUGCUUGAGCUGACUACAGAUAUUGGGAUUGCUAUUGGCUUUGAUAAAGUCGCUGUUCGCCUUUCGUUAGUGUUGCUCAGGAACCUCGAUUGUUGA
Messenger RNA from Psilocybe cubensis, 588 nucleotides. RefSeq lists its product as uncharacterized. The transcript has 4 exons. The coding region runs from base 1 to 588 and encodes 195 amino acids. Lineage: Eukaryota; Fungi; Basidiomycota; Agaricomycetes; Agaricales; Agrocybaceae. The record is from RefSeq and is a predicted model, not a curated record. Gene Ontology annotation, molecular function: oxidoreductase activity; FMN binding.